This is a messenger RNA of Ostertagia ostertagi, 903 nucleotides long. The record is from the annotation of a GenBank genome assembly. NCBI's taxonomy places the organism in Eukaryota, Metazoa, Nematoda, Chromadorea, Rhabditida, Trichostrongylidae.
AUGCUGGCCAACAACCUGUGUCCAUCGGAAGAAGCUCCUAACUAUGCUCAGUUCCAAGUGAUCAAGCCGACUUGUGAGGCGUUUCAAGAAUGGAAUCCAGCUGCUGCAGCUCCAGUUCAGUACCCUCAGGCUCAGCAGUUUCCGUUUCUUUUUCCGCAAUCGGAAUGGUCUUAUCCGACCCAUCUCCAACUACAACAACCAACAAUGCUUCAACCGCACGAGAUGAAGGUUGACACCGAGCGACCUGAGGUGAUCCAACGACUCCCCCAUCCGUGGCCAUAUCCGUUCCCAAACGAGGAUGCAGCCCAUUCACAACUCUCCGACGACUCAGAACCUGGCUGUCCUGACGAUUUGGAAGCAUUUGCUAAACAAGUUCAAGCAAAGAAGGAUAAAACUCGGUUACACCCAAGCGGACGUCGGUUUGGCAUUGGGAACCCUGUAUGGGAAUGUGUUUUCUCAGACGACGAUUUGUCGAUUCGAAGCGCUCCAAUUAAUAUGUGCAAACUAAAACCGCUGUUGUUCAAAUGGCUGGAAGAGGCCGAUUCCACGUCGGCGAGUCCAAACUCGGCUUUCGAGAAGAUGACUGGUCAAGGUGGCAGAAAACGAAAGAAGAGAACUAGUAUAGAGGUGAACGUGAAGUCCCGGUUAGAGUACCAUUUCCAAAAGAACCACAAGCCAAACGCUCAGGAAAUCCUGCAAGUGGCCAACGAGCUCGGUUUGGACAAAGAGGUGGUUCGUGUUUGGUUCUGCAAUCGACGGCAAAAAGAGAAACGAAUGACGCCCCAGUUCGAUCAACAAAUGAUGAUCACCAGUCCGUAUCCGCCGUCGGACAUCUUCUACCCAAGCGGUUUACCGAUCAAUCCCUCUCAGUUCGAACUUCGAACAGGCUCCGGAUCAGCGUGA